CAAAAAUAUAAGAAAAUAUAUCUACAUAUAUAAUGGCAUGAUAGCAAAAAUAUCAUGACACGACAAAGCUCUCGUCUUCUUCUGUGGCUAACUGUUCUCCCUGAAUCGUAACUGGUUCAGAAAUUUGGUGGGAGAUCUGAUGUUUGCGCCAACUAAACCUCUUUACUCAAAAGAUCAAGAUGGCCCUUGAAAAUAGAGAAACAAUGCAGAAGGGCCUUGAAGAAUCCCUUGGAUGCUUUCAAUCUAAAAGCAUUUUGUAUGGCCCUUCUUGUCCAACGAACUUCAGUGGACAGACCCUAAAUUUCAAGUAUAAUAAUGGUGUAAACCAAAAAAAUAUCGACUCUGAAAGUGAUGGAGCAUUAAGCUGUGAUAAGUCGAGAGUUCCAAUCGAAUGUGGUGGCAGACCUGUGCGGCAAGAAAAUUUUUACGUCUGGUCUGCAAUAACCCCCUAUUUUCUGAAGGAUGUGCAUAGUCAAUCCCAUCUGCUUGAUGGGUGCUUUUAUCCGGCGAACCCUGGGCAUUACCUUCAUACUCAAUGGCUACCCCAGUUUCCUGUGCAGAUGGUUGUUCCGAGCUAUUCACCUGACUAUGUUCUUCAAGAUUUUCAGUAUUUUGUGGUCAUUGACUUCGAGGCUACUUGUGACAAAGAAAAGAAUCCUCAUCCACAGGAAAUAAUCGAGUUUCCGUCUGUGCUUGUAAACAGUAGGACUGGGCUAAUCGAGGACUGUUUUCAGAUCUAUGUUCGGCCUACUCAUAAUCAGCUGCUCACUGAAUUUUGCAAAGAACUUACUGGCAUUCAGCAGUCUCAGGUGGACAAAGGCGUUCUUUUGAGUGAAGCGUUGCUUAUGCAUGACAAAUGGCUUGAAGAAAAGGGCAUUAAGCACACAAAUUUUGCUGUAGUAACAUGGACAAACUGGGAUUGCCGCGUAAUGUUGGAAUCUGAAUGCCGAUUCAAGAAGAUCAGGAAGCCGACCUAUUUCAAUAGUUGGAUCAAUUUGAAGACCCCGUUCAACAAACUAUUCGGAUAUGCUAGACGUAACUUGAAAGAAGCAGUGCAACUAGCGGGGCUCAGUUGGGAGGGUCGUGCCCAUUGUGGAUUAGACGACGCCAAAAACACUGCUCGUCUGAUGUCUCGCCUUAUGCACCUUGGAUUCAAAUUCUCGAUAACAAGUUCUCUCGAGUGGGAUUGUUCUGAUCAUUCAAGUCCCGUACAUCACCAGAAGCCGAUCCCUACUCCCGAAAAGUCGAAGACUUUACCUUUCUUCGGUUUGAUUCCUUUCCAACCGCUCCAAGCUUCCAAUGUUACAAAAGAGCCUCGUGUUUACUGCUUCUGCCGGGCUUUAAGUAUGAAGUGGGUGUACCAAAAACCAGGACCCAAACAUGGUUGUUUCUUCUUCGGGUGUGGAAACUGGACGGCUAACAGAGGACCCGCCUGUUCUUUUUUCAGGUGGGUUUCGGCUGCUGAUUCUGCAAAACCUUCCUAGAAAAACGUAUGCUGAUUCUGAGAUCGUGUGCAACGUGCUAGUAAGAGCAAAAAAACUUCAAGUCUCGUGUUUGUUAGGUUCUGUUUUAACGCCUUCGUUAGUAAGGGACAAUGAGUUAAUACAGGACUGUGUAUUUAGUUCUUCAUGCAAAUGGACAAUGAGUUGAAACCCCGACCUGAUCUGUAGCAGGUCGGGUCAACCUGCUAAAUACCCAUUUAACCUGCUUUUUUUUUUUUUUUUUUUAUUCGGUUUUUUCAGGUCGUUGAACCCAUAUAUUUCACUUCAUUUGACCCA
Messenger RNA from Amaranthus tricolor (Joseph's coat), 1778 nucleotides. RefSeq lists its product as uncharacterized. The record is from RefSeq and is a predicted model, not a curated record. Gene Ontology annotation, molecular function: zinc ion binding; 3'-5'-RNA exonuclease activity; nucleic acid binding. NCBI's taxonomy places the organism in Eukaryota, Viridiplantae, Streptophyta, Magnoliopsida, Caryophyllales, Amaranthaceae. Gene Ontology annotation, biological process: exonucleolytic trimming to generate mature 3'-end of 5.8S rRNA from tricistronic rRNA transcript (SSU-rRNA, 5.8S rRNA, LSU-rRNA). The transcript is spliced from 5 exons. The coding region runs from base 180 to 1484 and encodes 434 amino acids.